This is a messenger RNA of Aspergillus wentii DTO 134E9, 1502 nucleotides long. RefSeq names its product NAD(P)/FAD-dependent oxidoreductase. Gene Ontology annotation, molecular function: electron-transferring-flavoprotein dehydrogenase activity; flavin adenine dinucleotide binding. The transcript has 7 exons. Bases 1 to 1191 code for a protein of 396 amino acids. Lineage: Eukaryota; Fungi; Ascomycota; Eurotiomycetes; Eurotiales; Aspergillaceae. Gene Ontology annotation, cellular component: cytoplasm. The record is from RefSeq and is a predicted model, not a curated record.
AUGACGAAUCUACUCAAGAACAUCAUCGUUGUCGGGGGGUCCUUUGUUGGACGAACGACGGCUCAGGAACUGGCGCGUGUGUUGCCUGAUACACACAGGGUGCUCUUGAUUGAACCCCACAGCCAUUUCCACCAUUUAUUCACAUUCCCUCGAUUCGCUAUUGUUCCUGGCCAGGAACACAAAGCUUUCAUCCCCUACAACAAAAUCUAUCAUGCCGCACCAAACGCUUCUUCACACACCGUUGUUCAAGCCCGUGUUCUUUCAAUCCAGCAACAGCAUGUCAAGCUCGAUCGAGAAUGGCAGGGAUCAAACCAGAUCCCAUUCGAGUACCUCACUGUCGCAACAGGAACACGUCUAGCUGAGCCUGCGGGCAUGCGCGACGACGACAAACCGUCUUCAGUCGCGUAUCUCCAGAAACACCAAGAUGCCGUUAAGCGGGCCAAUUCUAUCCUCAUCGUUGGUGGCGGAGCCGUUAGUGUUCAAAUGGCAACGGAUCUGAAAGAGGUCUCUCCCGAGAAAGAAGUCACAGUCGUACAGUCUCGUGAGCAUGUGAUGCCACAGUUCCACGGAAACCUACACAACCUCGUCAAGAAGCGAUUCGACGAGCUUGGUGUGCGACUCGUCACCGGCUCUCGUGUCACAGUCCCAGAAAAUGGAUUCCCCAACGACGGAAGCACAUUCAACGUUCAACUCACAAACGGUACUCAAGUACCAACUCAAUUCGUCAUCUUAGCCACAGGCCAAACACCAAACAACGACCUGGUCGGUGAUCUGGCUCCUUCAACGUCUGAAACCAUUGUCAACCCAGAUAAUGGGUUCAUUCGUGUCAAGAAAACCAUGCAAUUUGUCGAUCCCAAAUACUCCAACCUUUUCGCCGUGGGUGACAUCGCGGACACAGGUGCGCGUAAGGCCGCAAAACCAGGCUCAGCACAGGCGGCUGUUGUUGCGAAGAAUAUCCUGAACCUGAUCGAGGGCAAGGCUGCGGAUGAACAGUAUGAGAAAACACCGCCAGCAAUUCAUAUCACUUUGGGCAUGAAAUAUAACGUCAUUUUCCGCAACCCGAAUGAAGCAGAAGGACAGACAGAGCCAACGAUCAUUGAGAAGUUUGACGGCCAAGAUGACUUGGGGGUCGAGGGAAUGUGGGGGAGACUAGGUAUUGAGAUCGAGAACCCUCAUCAGUACCAUCUGUGAAGAGUAAAUAUCUGGAUAUAUUGAUAGACUUGUACAUACCACUUUGACGAACGACUUCUAAUCCUUUUACUUUCUUAUAAUGGAGGACAUCCGAUGUCAAUCAUCCCUGAGGGUUUGAGUGUAUUUUACAUCAUUGCAUUCCGUAGAUUAAUUGAGGCUAUAUCUCUUCCCUAAAUCCUAGGCACCAGAGUCUUUAUUUUCUUUACAUGUUCAAUGUCGCCAUGCUGUUGAAUGUGGUAACUGAUCAUGUGAUUGCAUCGCGAACAGAAAAAGCUGAUGUCAGAAGACUUCACAACUCUGGUAGAGCUGAA